AAGAAAGUGAUGGGGACGACGAUGACCUCUUGAUGGGGCCCAGCCGGUUACCCGCUUGGGGACGAUGGAGCAGCACAACAGUGCCAAGCAUCGGAGGACCAAAACGCUGCGCUCCAUCUCGCGCUCCCUCAUCCUCUGUAAUGGGAAGCACAGUGACGACGGGUCGAGUCCGGACGAGAAGUACCCCAACCCGUUUGAGGGCCCUGCCAACUGGGGCCAGGAGGAAAUGGGCCGCUGCCCUCGGCUUCAAUUAGCGUGUGCCUCGUCCGGCGAAGAUGGCCCGCCUGAUCCACUUAUGCUCAGCGGCAUGAUGCAGCUGAGGGCGGCCGCCAGCGAUAGCUGCAAGAAUAUGAAGAGGAAGUUCUUCGUCAAGGACAGCUGCAUUUGGAAACUCUGUGUCGCCACAGGGAACGACGGGCUGGGCAUUCAAGUCUCUAGGCCUCCCCAUUGCUCAGCUCCUGGCAAAGAAUUCACAGUGCGCCAUGUGAUCGAGGGAGGAGCUGCCCAGAGAGACGGCCGCCUAAGCCCUGGAGAUGAACUUUUGAGGGUGAAUGGGCAAUCUCUUAAAGAGCUCUCCAGCAAAGAGGCAGAAUCACUUAUCCAAUCAGCAAAAGGCUUGGUAAAUUUAGUAAUUGCUAACAAGGAAUCCUCUGUCUGUUCUCGCAAAGAACAUCUGGCUAAACAGGAGGCACAAAAUGUCCUGCAGACGAAAGCCAAAUGCCUGAGGACACGCAGCAAUUCAGCAAGUGCGAGUCCCUACUGGGUAGGGGAAAUCGACAACCCCGUGGUGAAGAAGUCCGCCUCCCGCUACAGGCAGUCCUAUUCUCUUUAUAGCAACAGGAAGUCUCUCUCUCAGCAGCUGGACAGCUCAUCAGGAAGAGCCCCUGGGAAUCCCCUUUCCAGGUCUUCUCGGUCCCUGAGCACCGCCCAGCUGACACCCACCCUGUGCGGCUUGCAGGCUUCUGUAAUCUCCAAUAUUGUUUUAAUGAAAGGCCAAGGGAAGGGUCUUGGUUUCAGCAUUGUGGGGGGUAAAGACAGCAUUUAUGGGCCCAUCGGCAUCUACGUGAAAACCAUCUUUCCUGGGGGAGCCGCUGCUGCAGAUGGCCGGCUGCAAGAAGGGGAUGAGAUCCUGGAGCUGAACGGAGAGUCGAUGCACCGGCUGACACAUUACGAAGCUCUGCAAAAAUUCAAGGCCAAGAAAGGUCUUCUCACGCUUACGGUCCGAACAAGCCUCAGCACCCCGCAUUCAGCGGCGGCCUAUCUAUCAUCCCACCUCUGCCGUUCGCUAAGCACCAGCAUGUGUCUCACCAAGGAGAACAGCUCCUUCGGCUUGGAGGGUGUGCCUUUCCCUUCGAAUGCCACCAAUCCCAAGGACAGGAUCAUCGUGGAGGUUUUCUUGAACAAAGAGGCUGGUGUGGGUUUAGGCAUCGGCUUGUGCAACAUCCCUUAUUUCCAAUGCAUUUCGGGAAUAUUCAUCCACGCCCUUUCUCCAGGUUCUGUCGCUCAUAUGGAUGGAAGGCUCAGGUGUGGAGAUGAAAUCGUAGAAAUCAACGAGACAUCAGUUCAAAAUAAGACCCUUAAUGAAGUCCAUGGACUUCUAAGCCAUUGCAAUCCUGGGACCGUGCAAAUCAUCAUCAGCAGGCACCCAGCUCCACAGGUCUCUGAACAGCAGCUGAAAGAGGCCAUUUCACAAGCUGUGGAAAGAGAGAGGUACCAGUGGAAUACAGAAGGUGUUAAAAACCUGGAGAACAGCUGGCAUAAGAAACCUCCCUGCGAGAAAUACUCAGAGAGGCGCACCGCCCACAGCAACCCUCAUACCUCAAAGCACAUGAUCCGGUCCAGCAGCGACAGCAGUUACAACCCCAGGUUGUCUGGGGGAAACGGCCUCGUGUACCAGCUGGUGGACCUGAAGGCCAAAGGGCACAGUAUUGACGUACCCAUUACCAGGCAGCCGGGCUCCUUCUUUUCCUCCUCCAGAACAAGUCUGGAGAAAGACCCCUCCCCACUGACUCAAAAAGUAACCGUCCAGCUGCCACAGGCCCCCGCGAAGAGGUCCACCGAGAUCCUCGUUAGGAAACCCCGGUCAUCCAAACCGAAGCCUCCGCCAAGGAAGUAUUUCAAACAAGAUUGUGCGGACCAUGAGCUGAUCAGCAGAGAAGCCAAAGAGGAGGCCAGGGGAGCAAGGGAUGGGGGGUCCCCUCCAUCGAAUACUCAGGAAGCAGAAGACCUGCUACAGCAAGGAAAUAAGACCGCUGUAACUCACAAAGCCUUUGCUGCUGCUUUGGCGCCAAGAGCGGCGGAAGAGCCUGGCAGGUUUCUUGAAGAAACGGAGCAAGAAAGAAAAGCCAACCAAGGAAAGGUCGUCUCACCCACUUCACGGCCUGCACUGAGGAGGCAAGCUCGGAUAGAUCAUACCCUGGAGUGUACAGCGGAAGACCCUUGGGUUAGAAUUUCUGACUGCAUCAAAAGUUUGUUCAACCCGAGCAUGUCAGGAGACAGCUGCCACGUCAGCCUGCACCCCGGCAUCGACACCAGCGAAGGCCACCCGGCCUCCAGUUGCUCGGAAACAGGCCUGCCACAUUCGGAUACGGAGGAAGGGGAUUCAAAAGCACCCAGGUCAUCGGAUGAAGGUGACUUUAUGAAGAAAGGUCCACCGGUCGCGCCCAAACCGGCUUGGUUUCGUCAAAGUCUCAAGGGCUUGAAAAAAGGAGCUUCCGAUGGAAUGGCUCUCAAAAGUGCCCCGGAGGGCCACUGCCAGAGCGUAUCUGAUAAUGAACUGGGUUCCCUUUCCAAGAUCAUUCAGGGGCCCUCUAGAGCCUCGUCCAUAAAGCAAAGAAUAAGCUCCUUCGAAAGUUUGGGCACUCCCCAAUCUCCAGGAAAAGGAGACCGGAAACUUAGCCCAAAGCUGUCGGUCCAGAAAGAAGGUUCUCCCGGCAAGAGGGAGCCAAAAUUUGCUACAGCUGAUUCUAGUCUUCUUUCGACCAGUACCAGUUCUGAAGAUCAUGGCUCGCAAGGCGCCCAUCUUCAGCUCCAACUAGAAGCGAGAAGGUUAGAUCCAUCCUGUUGCCUAAGGCAGGAACAUGAGGUUCUGAGUCCAAAGACAAUCCACAGCGAACUCAAUGAAUCUGUUCUGGAUUUGCUACCUCCAAAAAACACAGAACUGUGCUCACGACAGGUCUCAAAACCCCCAAGCCAGAGAGCCCGGAGUUUUCCUCUCACCUCACCCCAGUCCUGUGAGAUGCUGAAAACCGGCGAAGAGAAAUACAGCAAGAUCGACUCCCUGAGCCACCACUUCUCGUCCGCCUUAAUGAGGUCCUUUUAUUCCCUCCCUCAGUCUCCUCUAGGUUCAGGGAAGAACCCGUGGCGAUCGCCUGGUGGGUUGUCAAAGCCCUCCACCGAAGAAAAUGGGGCCGCCAUCUUGGAUACCGAAGAAGCGCCUUCUCCAGACGCUGGCUUUUCUCUGAGCCUCUCAGAGCUGAGGGACUACAGUUCAAGCCGGUCAGACCAUGAGAAAGAGGAAGAUGAGCGGAAACGCUGCGCUCCUCCGACUUUGGGUGUCUCCGGACAAGCUGUCAUCUCUUUGCUGACGCCUGAAGAACUGGAGAAGCUGGUGGAAGAGGUGAAGUCCUUAGACGAAGCAACGUUAAAGCAACUCCGCGACAUCCAUGUCACAAUUCUUCACAAAGACGAAGGCGCCGGCCUCGGGUUCAGCUUAGCCGGCGGAGUAGACCUAGAGAACAAAGCUGUCACGGUCCAUCGAGUUUUCUCCAGCGGGUUAGCUUUCCAAGAAGGGACCAUUCAGAAAGGGGACGAAGUCUUGUCCAUCAACGGGAAGUCCCUGAAAAGCGCCACCCAUAACGAAGCGCUGGAGAUCCUGCGUAAAGCUCGGCACCCGAAGCAGGCUGUUAUCGUCACGAGAAAGCCCCAGGAAAGAGAAAGGAGACUCAGUGCCUCUCUGGAUUCCUCUGCGUCUGUGGGAAGUGAAACCUCAGCAGAAUCUACCUGUGAGGACCUGAUCUUCACAGUAACCCUGGAGAAGACCUCUGCUGGGCUAGGGUUUAGUCUGGAAGGAGGGAAAGGCUCCAUCCAUGGAGAUAAGCCAAUCAUCAUCAACAGAAUGUUUAAAGGAGUGGCCUCGGAACACAGCCCCGCGGUCCAGCCUGGGGACGAACUCCUGCAAGUCCACACGAGUCUAAUGCAAGGGCUGACCCGUUUUGAAGCCUGGAAUCUGAUCAAGACAUUACCCGAUGGGCAGAUCACAGCCGUCAUCAAGAGGAAAGCCCCAACCAGCGGAGCUGGCGCUGAAUCUCUCCACGGAGAGGAAAACCAGUUGUAGUUGACAUAGAGAGACCGUGUCCGAAUGGAUGCCCUUUUAAAAGAAAGGUCAAUGUGUGUUCAUUCCUUCUCCCUUCCUCCAGCUGCUCUCACUGCCUAUGGCCAGAUGUUCUUUGUAAGCUCUGAGAAAGAGGAGCAGAACUGAGAAUAAGAGGAGGAGGAGGAGAAUUAGACAUCGCUUGUCUGUGGCCUCAGUAAUCAUAAAGUACGUAGCUGCAGCACGCUGUACGUUCACUGAAUGAGGCUGUUCAUAAGCGAGGCCCGAGGAGAAACCUGUUGAUCCGCUUGAGGGGGGAAGUGAUGCCAUGAUUAACAAACUGGGCUUCAAGUGUGUGACGUGGGGGUGAAGCCUCUCCGGCCAGGGCUGCAGGCCAACAGUACCCAGGACAGAUUUGGGAUGCGCGCGAUCCACUUGAUGGACAAGGAACUGCGUAAAUGCCCCUCCAUCCCAUGCAAAUAAAGGGUUGUUGCUUUGAUCCUUCAAAG
Messenger RNA from Pogona vitticeps (central bearded dragon), 4821 nucleotides. It is a transcript of the gene IL16, whose product is annotated as interleukin 16. Gene Ontology annotation, biological process: leukocyte chemotaxis; induction of positive chemotaxis. The record is from RefSeq and is a predicted model, not a curated record. Lineage: Eukaryota; Metazoa; Chordata; Lepidosauria; Squamata; Agamidae. Gene Ontology annotation, molecular function: cytokine activity; CD4 receptor binding.